AUGGAACCAGAGCCGUCCCCUUCCGCUCUCCUCAAGGCUAUCACAGCCCUCACAGCCACCGUCGGGUCCCUACAGGACCAAAUCCGAGCCCAGAGCCAACAGAUUGUUGAGCUCAGGGCCAUAUGCAAGGAGACCGCAGACCUCCUUGGGGAUAAAGACCAAGGAGCAGCCCAAGCCAAGCCUGGCCCAUCGACUGGGCCUGUCACUCCUCCCACCCACUCGGGAGGAGAAGCCCACACUCCAGGCACGGUUAGGCCUGGACUCAAGGCCCCAUUCCGGCCUUCCAGAGGAACCGGGUUUGACUCAGAGGAAGAGGAAGAACCAAGGCGCCCCAAAAAGGAGCCUCAAGGAACGCCUAGAAGGCAUCUAGGGUCCCUAACCCCCUUUGACGCAGGGUCCAGCGUAAAACGGCCUAAAAUGGACCUCCCCGACCCAUAUAAGGGAGACACCAGGGGCCGCAAAGCCACCCAGUGGCUAGAUAGAAUGAUGCUCUGGGUAGCCCUUCACCGGGACCAAUUUGACGAGGAGGAGCAGAUGGUUGUGUGGAUCCUCUACCACAUGACCAAUAAGGCCGCAGACUGGGCGCUCCCCAUCAUUGGGGCAAUCAUCAAGGGAGAAGGGAACCCUCCUACCACCAUCCAGGCCCUAACGGGCAAAUUCAAAGAGGCGUUUGCCGAUCCAGAUGCCAAGAGGGCCGCUGCCAGGAAAAUUGCGGCACUCUCCCAAACCACCACAACCUCCGAGUAUGUCACGGAGUUCCGCAAUCUCAUGGCGGAAUUAGACUGGAACGAGGAAGCCUACAUCGCGCAGUUCACGCAAGGCCUCCACUGGAAGGUGAAGGAAUUGCUAUCAACCAAAGAUAGCGUUCCUGACAAACUCGAAGCAAUUUUUGCGGCUUCCAUAAAAAUUGACAACAUACGCCGCAAAAACGAGGAGAACCGCCCGAAGAAGGCACCCGCCAAGUCCCCGGCCACCGUGGCCACUACUUCCACCACCACCACUCAACGGGUCCAACUGUCAGAAGACCCUAACUACGUAACACCGGAAGAAAGGGAUCGCCGCCGCGCGUCUGGCCUCUGCGUCAAGUGCGGUCAAAAGGGACAUGGUAUCAAACAGUGCCCCAAUGGCUGGAAGGCCACAGUGAAAGAGUUGGCUAAGCCCCCGACUCAGAAAAAGGACAUUGUAGAUACUUGCGUAGAAUUUGUUUCUGUUGGACUUGACUCUAAUAAAAAACCGCUAUUAUUCAUCAAUCUACACGUCCAAAAUUCCCAGGCAGAACCCAUUAAAACCCUAAUAGAUUCCGGCGCUACCUCCAACUUCAUAUCCCCGAGCUUAGUAGAAAAACUCAAAAUCCCAAAAACCCAACUCGAAAAUCCACGAGUUGUGAGAAUGUUAGAUGGUACAAUCUCCCAGACUGGUCGCAUAUGGCACCAGGUUCAUCUCACGGUUUUGGCCAAUGGCCACACCCACUCCAUACCAUUUCUUGUUUGCCCCAUUGGCAACACCCCGGCGAUCCUAGGCAUGACUUGGUUAACAACAGAGGCUCCUCUCAUUGAUUGGCAACAGGGACUAGUCACAUUCCCUGAACAGAUUCAGAUUGCCUCAGAAGAGGAAGCAGACUCAAACCCUUUAGCGAAUCUUCCCCCACAGUACCACGAGUUCGCUAAAGUCUUUGGUGAAGAAGAGUUCAAGGUCCUCCCGCCACAUAGGGAGUAUGACAUAUCUAUUGACCUUGUUUCGGACGCCAAACUGUCUCCAGGACCAAUAUACGGCAUGACUGACGCGGAAUCCAAGGCACUAAAACAACACAUAGACGAAGAAUUGGCAACAGGAAAGAUCCGUCCUAGUACCUCUUCUGCCGGCGCCCCCGUCAUGUUUGUCAAGAAGGCGGACGGAUCUCUUAGAUUGGUAGUUGAUUACAGGAAGUUGAACAAGGUCACCCAUAAGAAUGUGUAUCCUUUGCCAAGACAGGACGAUCUCAUGGCUAAACUCAGGCAUGCCAAGAUCUUCACCAAAUUGGACUUACGCUGGGGCUACAACAACGUCAGGAUCAAGGAAGGAGAUGAGUGGAAGACAGCGUUCAGGACCAAAUACGGGCUAUUCGAAUAUCUGGUAAUGCCGUUUGGCCUUACCAAUGCCCCCGCUGCCUUCCAGCAUUUCAUGAAUGACCUAUUCAGGGAUCUCAUUGACGUCACAGUAGUCAUAUACUUGGAUAAUAUCUUGAUUUUUUCGGAAAAACCUGAGGAACACCCAUCCCAUGUCAGGGAGGUACUAUCCCGGUUACUAAAGAAUCAGCUAUUCUGUAAACUGUCGAAGUGCCACUUCCACGUCACCACGGUAGAUUACCUCGGUAUUGUUAUUUCCCCCGCCGGCUUCUCCAUGGACCAGAAGAAGAUCGAAGCCGUUACUACGUGGCCCACACCUAAAACGGUCAAGCAGGUCCAGGCCUUCCUAGGGUUUGUUAAUUACCUUCGUUGGUUCAUCCCCAAUUUCAGUUCGGUAGCACGCCCCCUCCAUAAUCUCACAAAAAAGGAAUCCCCUUGGUCAUGGGGAAAUUCAGAAGAAACUGCGUUCAAAGAAUUAAAGGCAUUGGUCACUCAAUCCCCGGUUCUGAUCCACUCCAAUCCCAAACUCCCCUACUACCUGGAAACAGACGCUUCAGGAGUAGCUAUGGGCGCCAUCUUGAGCCAAAGAGGUCCAGACAACCGGCUGCAUCCCAUUGCCUAUAUGUCCAAGUCCUUCUCUGGAGCAGAAGCCAAUUAUGACACCCACGAUAAGGAGCUCCUGGCUAUCAUCAAAGCGCUAGAGGAAUGGAGAAUAUUCUUGGAAGCAACGGACAAACCGGUACAGGUCUUCACGGAUCAUAGGAAUCUGGAGUAUUGGAUGCAGGCACAAACAUUUAACCGUAGGCAUGCCCGAUGGCGCAUAUUCCUGAGCGACUUCAACUUUGAGAUCCACUAUCGCCCAGGAAAGCAAUCAGGGAAACCAGACGCCCUGUCCAGACGAUCGGACUACGUUGAUACAUCACCAGAACCAGAGGUAAUGCUCCCCGCAGAAGUCUUUGCCAAUACAUCAGAAGAGGAACUGGAAAUUGUCACGGAAAUACGCUCCAAGCUAAGGGAAGAUCCAUCCCUUGAGCCUAUCAUCCAAUUCCUAACUGAAGACGCGGAUAACGCUCCUCCCUCCAUUCGGAAGGCUUACAGAGACUACGACUGGGAGGAAGAUCUACUGUGGUAUCGAGGAAAACUGGUGGUCCCGGACUCAGAAGCCCUGAAGGAACGAUUACUCAGGGAAUUCCACGACUCUCCACUAGCGGGUCACCCAGGCCAGCAAAGGACCCUGGAGCUCUUGAGCCGCAACUACUGGUGGCCAGGAAUGAAAUCAUCCGCCAAGGAAUGGGUGGAAUGCUGCCCCACUUGUCAAGCCAAUCGUCGUGCCCACAACCCAGUCAUAGCCCUAAAACCCUUAGAAGUUCCCCCCUUUCCAUUUCACACCAUCUCCUAUGACUUCAUCACGGGUUUUCCCAAGUCAGAAGGACAUGAUGCAAUCCUGGUAGUUAUUGAUUCGUUCUCCAAGUUAGGCCACUUCAUCCCUACCUUGAAAAAAGUUUCAGCAAAGGGCUUGGCUGACCUCUUUGUCUCCCACAUCUGGAAACUUCAUGGGCUCCCCAUCAAAACUAUAUCAGAUCGAGGGACUACAUUCACAGGGAAAUUCCUUAGGGCACUCUACCAACGAUUAGGGAUUAAACCUUCCUUUUCCUCGGCCUACCACCCUGAAUCAGACGGCCAGACGGAACGUGUCAACCAAUUUAUCGAGUUCUACCUAAGGUCUUAUGUAGCAGCGGAUCAUUCAGAUUGGGUUAAGUGGUUACCACUUGCGGAGUAUGCCUAUAACAACGCCAAGCACUCAGCCACUGGAAAAACCCCAUUCGAAUUGAUUUAUGGCAGAAAUCCAAUCAUGAAUCCGUCAAACAUCCCUGCAAACGUCCCAGAAGCAGACCUUGUGGCAGACACCCUAGCCAGGGAAUGGAAGGAAGCCAAAGCAGCCCUCAGAAUGAGCAAGGAACGGAUGACAAGGGAUAAAGGAACCGUCCCGGAAUACUCAAUAGGGGAAAAAGUCUGGCUAGAUGGAAAAAACGUAGAACUUAGGACAAAUUCCAACAAGUUAGACCCCAAGCAACUAGGUCCCUUUGAGGUAUUGGAGAAGGUAUCCAGUCACGCGUACUGCCUCAAAUUACCGGAAACCCUUAAAAUCCACAACGUAUUCUAUGUGGGUUUGUUAUCCAGGGCACACAUAUCCCCAAGUCAACCAUUCCCAGAAAAACCCCCUCCUGAAACAAUAGAAGGGGAAGAAGAGUAUGAGGUGGAACAAAUUAUCGACUCCAAAAGACAACGAGGGAAAUGGUUCUACCUAAUCAAAUGGAAGGGUUAUGGACCGGAAGACAAUUCCUGGGAACCGGAAGAACUCCUAGAGCACAGCCAAGAGGAAAUCCAACGAUUCAACAAGUCACGACUGAAAAAGGCUCGUGACUCCGCCAAGAGCCUUUAA
Messenger RNA from Rhizoctonia solani, 4548 nucleotides. RefSeq names its product Retrotransposable element Tf2 protein. Gene Ontology annotation, molecular function: nucleic acid binding; zinc ion binding. The record is from RefSeq and is a predicted model, not a curated record. The coding region runs from base 1 to 4548 and encodes 1515 amino acids. NCBI's taxonomy places the organism in Eukaryota, Fungi, Basidiomycota, Agaricomycetes, Cantharellales, Ceratobasidiaceae. The transcript is spliced from 2 exons. Gene Ontology annotation, biological process: DNA integration.